Molecule: messenger RNA, 1552 nt
Organism: [Torrubiella] hemipterigena
Lineage: Eukaryota; Fungi; Ascomycota; Sordariomycetes; Hypocreales; Clavicipitaceae
Source: the annotation of a GenBank genome assembly
CACAGCCUGAUCUCGGCGUCUUCAUUCAAGUCGCCGGCUGGCCGUAUAAAUAUCGUCUGUAUCUGUCUAUAAAAUUUUGGGAAACAGUAUGGAAGAGAAGAAUUUUGAAUUAAUUUUCACAAAAAGCCUAUUAUCCCCAUUAUAUCAUGGCUUCUGCAGACGAGAUCCCUCUUCCCUUCAUCACCAAAGUCUUGGGUGCAUUUGGCAUUGCCCCAAGUUCGUUCAACGUGGAGCGCAACGCAAAGGCAACCAACAAUAACGUCUUCUUGAUUCAUCUCGAGGAACCUACCACGUCUGAUCUUCUUUUUAAGUCUGACAAGCCACUACCACUGGCCAACGCAAUCCCAACCGGCACGUCAAGCCUGGUGCUGCGCAUCCCCAAAGUCGACAACAAUGUGCAAGACAAUGUUCGCGUCCGCAAUGAAGUCGCCUGUCUACAUCUUGCACGACAGGCAUUGUUGGAGGCCGAUAAGCCUCUAGUUCCUCGGGUGUUUUCCUGGAGCGACGCCACUGCUGCCGCUGGUGAUACUUUUGGUGAUGAUGACAAGGACUACAUCCUGGAAGAGUUCCUUGGCGGUGAGACGAUGUCCUGGGACGAGCUCAAGGCGCUCAAUGAAGAAGACCGUGCUGCUGUCUGCGCCCAAUUUGCCCGCAUAGCCAAGGUGUGGCAAGAGUACCAACUCCCUGACGACAUCACUGGCUACGGCAGCAUCACCUUUGAUGACGCAGGGCGCUUCGCAAGCACAGAGUCUAUCUUUCGAGUCGGCGGGCCGUACGAAACAUACGCAGACUACCUCAACGCCACUAUACAAUGGCAGCUCAAUCAGAGCGAUAAUGUUGCUUAUCUCGGCGGGUGGAAGACGAACAAAGACUUUCCUGAUCUUCGAUUACGGAUUAACACAUUCAUUGCCAACAAGCUGCCUGCGCUGCUGGCAGAUAUCCCAGAACACAAACCAUGCUUGAUUCAUGGCGAUUUGACACUACCAAAUUUACACUUCGACAAGAAAACCAAUAGGUUAGUAGGUAUAUUGGACUUUGACUUUGGCCACAUUGGCAGCCCACUCACCGAAGCUAUGUACUCAUUUGCCGAAUUCGGCGGGCUUCUCUGGGGCAGGGGCGACGAUGACGAGCGCAGUGCUCUUCUUUCAGGCUUCCCUGAGCCUGUGAAAGCUGAGGAUGCAUUGGGCCAUGCUUGGGACAAAGCUCUUGCAGCAGAAGGUGCCCAACGCCCGUCGACCAUAAAGGAGGCUGAGCUGGUUAGCGACUUGUGGUGGUUUGGACAGGAGCUGUGUUACUUCCACUGGCUUCUGCCCAGAUUUCACGAAAAGAUUACCGACGAGCAAAAGAAAAAGUCGUUUGACAAGUCGGCCAAGGCGAUUGACGUCUAUCUCAAGCACUGGGGUUACUGAGACAAGGGUGGGAGGCGACGCUGUCGAUCCCUGUAUUUAAGCGCUGUAAAUACAGUUGCCCAAAUAGGAAAUCUGCUUAACUUAUAGCGCUGGCCCUGCGCGGCUGAGAGCAAAUAUUGUCUAACAAACGUACCUAAAUAAAU